AUGGCUUCCUCGACAAUAUCCCCCGCGAAUCGCAACAGGGUCCUCAGGGUCUUGUUCAUAUCUCUGCUGCUGGACUUAAUUUCCUUCACCUUCAUCCUCCCCCUCUUCCCCCAGCUCCUCGAAUUCUACCGCAACCUCGACUCCGGCACCUCCAACACGCUCCUGAACAAGAUCCUGCUCGGCCUCAAUGCUUACAAGAACGCCUUCGCCCGCCCCAUCAGCUCGCGCUACGACAUCGUCCUGCUAGGCGGCGCCCUCGGCUCCCUCUUCUCGCUCCUCCAAGCCAUCGCCUCGCCCAUCAUCGGCACGCUGUCCGACAAAUAUGGCCGCCGACGGGCUUUGCUGUGGUCCAUGGUGGGGAAUAUUCUCUCCGUCACGCUGUGGGUCGCCGCGACGGAUUUCCGCACCUUCCUCGCCAGCCGCGUGGUCGGCGGGCUGAGCGAAGGAAACGUGCAGCUGGCCCUGGCAAUCGCGACGGAUAUCAGCGAUGAGAAGCAGCGCGGGGCUACCAUGGCGCUUGUGGGUGUGUGCUUCAGCAUCGCAUUCACGUUCGGGCCGGCUCUGGGCGCGUAUCUUUCUACCAUCACGAGCGUGGCGGCGAACCCGUUCGCGACGGCCGCGGGGUUCAGCCUCGUGCUUAUAGUGACGGAGACGGUAUAUCUGUAUUUCUGCCUCCCGGAGACACUACCUGCUGCUGCCGCCGCUGCUGCCAACAUCCCCACUGUUGCGAAGAGGAGCGACGGCGGGGAAAAGGUAAGGGUGAGGAGAACGAACAGCCAUACUCUCCUCAACUUCACGCACUUCACCUUCGUCCUCUUCUUCAGCGGCAUGGAGUUCUCGCUGCCCUUCAUGACGUACGACCUCUUCUCCUACAGCUCUAAGCAUACCGGCCGUCUCCUUGGCUUCAUCGGACUCGUGGCGUCGAUUCUGCAGGGCAGCGUCACGCGGCGUCUGCACCCCCUACGUGUCGUUCAAUUGGGGGUCCUCAGCUGUACGGCAGCCUUCUUUGCGCUGGCGCGGCUGGAUAGCGAGAGGGGUCUUUAUGGAGCCGCGGCGCUGUUGGCGGUUACGAGCGCGACGGUGGUGACGGGGUUAAACAGCCUGAGCAGCUUUGAGGCGGAGGCGGGAGAGAGGGGAGAGAAGUUGGGGAAUCAUAGGAGUUUUGGCCAAACGGGACGCGCGCUCGGCCCCCUGCUCUUCUGCUCGCUGUAUUGGUGGGCGGGUAGGGAGGUCGCAUAUCUGGUGGGAGGCACGGGGAUGGUAGGGGUUUGCGCGCUGGUUUUGGGUGCGCUGAAGGCGCCGCUGGGAACGGAGAUCAAGAAGGGGAAGCGCAAUGGGGAGGAAACGAAUGAGACAGUCACGGCUGAGAAGCCGGUGAUAAAAGUUCAAUAG
This is a messenger RNA of Coniosporium apollinis CBS 100218, 1392 nucleotides long. RefSeq lists its product as uncharacterized. The record is from RefSeq and is a predicted model, not a curated record. NCBI's taxonomy places the organism in Eukaryota, Fungi, Ascomycota, Dothideomycetes. The transcript has 3 exons. Gene Ontology annotation, biological process: transmembrane transport. Bases 1 to 1392 code for a protein of 463 amino acids. Gene Ontology annotation, cellular component: brush border membrane. Gene Ontology annotation, molecular function: transmembrane transporter activity.